UCCUGCAUUUUUUCCCCUGGCUCCUCAUGGCAUGCUGAGUUUGGGAGUGCAGGAGGGAGAUGCCUUACAAACGCUGACAGGCUAUAACACUCUCAGAGAGACGGCCCAGUCAACGCAAGCAUCCUCAGUGCAGCCCAGCAGAGCUUCUGUGGACCCUCAUGUUUGGACCUGCCAAGAUAAAGAUGCUGGUGUCGAGCGUGGCACUUCUGAUGGUGGUGUUUGCCAAAUGGGCUGAGCCGUACGUAGCACAAUACCGGGAUGCAGACCAAGACACAUAUGAGCCCAGAGAAAAGCAGAGAUCCCCAGAAUACUACAGAGAUGGCAGUGGAACUGAGUGCAGGCGGUGUUGUGACCCUACAGAGGAGGCCCCACAGUAUGCCAGUCCAUACCCGAAGUACAAUAUUGUGCCACAGAUAAACAUCACCAUCCUUAAAGGGGAGAAGGGAGACACUGGUGAGCGAGGACUUUAUGGGAAAACAGGCAAGUCUGGGCAAACCGGACCCCGAGGUCCCUAUGGCAUAAAGGGAAACAAGGGCAGCGUUGGUGCUCCCGGAGAACCCUGUAAGUCCUACUACGCUGCCUUCUCUGUGGGCCGCAAGAAGGCCCUACACAGUAACGAUUACUACCAGACCAUGAUCUUUGACUCAGAGUUUGUCAACUUGUAUGGCCACUUCAACAUGUUCACUGGCAAGUUCUUUUGCUAUGUCCCCGGCAUCUAUUUCUUCAGCCUGAAUGCGCACACUUGGAACCAAAAGGAAACAUACCUGCAUGUGAUGAAGAACGAACAGGAGAUGGCCAUCUUGUACGCUCAGCCAAGCGAUCGCUCCAUCAUGCAGAGCCAGAGCCUAAUGCUUGAGCUGGAGAGGGAUGACCAGGUGUGGAUUCGGCUCUAUAAGGGCGAAAGAGAGAAUGCUGUGUUCAGCGAUGACCUUGACACCUACAUCACAUUUAGUGGUCACCUUAUUAAGGCAAAGUCAGAAGGUUAA
Molecule: messenger RNA, 986 nt
Organism: Carassius auratus (goldfish)
Lineage: Eukaryota; Metazoa; Chordata; Actinopteri; Cypriniformes; Cyprinidae
Product: complement C1q tumor necrosis factor-related protein 1-like
Exons: 4
Coding region: 159-986 (275 amino acids)
Molecular function (GO): protein binding
Source: RefSeq, a predicted model, not a curated record